AUGGCUAUAUCGAAGAGUGGAUCACAGGCGCCGCACCUGUGUAUUCCAGUCAUCUUGCUAAACAUCUUCGCAAUCCCACUCCUUCCUCUCCCCCUCCCCCUUACCAAUAGUCCUCCAUCAACGUCACUAGCAAAGAAGCUCAUACUAGUCUCUUCUACCUCGCAGGAAUUCUGCUCCGCCUUGAUGAAGUGUGCAUGGUAUAACGUCGAAUCUUGCUUUUAUGAUGAGUUGGAUGAUGAUAUCGAGAGUGUUCCAGCUCUUAUCAGGAGCAAGGAGUGGUACAUUCCAUCAGACGCUUCGAAGAUUGAUCUCGAAUCACACAAUGAGUUGUCGGCCAAAACUCUUGAUGUGUUGCGACAACAACAAAUACCAGAUGAGAUUGUCAUAUCUACAGUGGCGAGUUUAGUUCCAGGUGGUAUGGACUCAAAGCUGGGGGUGAUUGGACUCGGAGACUUAAGAGGCUGA
Suillus fuscotomentosus is the source of this 465-nucleotide messenger RNA. RefSeq lists its product as uncharacterized. The record is from RefSeq and is a predicted model, not a curated record. The coding region runs from base 1 to 465 and encodes 154 amino acids. The transcript has 2 exons. Lineage: Eukaryota; Fungi; Basidiomycota; Agaricomycetes; Boletales; Suillaceae.